AUGGUGAAACACCAGAAGCAGAAACUGCAAAAUCCUUCGGAAAGCCAAGAUCUUUUCUGUCUUGAUCAGGAAACAGACAUCAUGGUGGGAGAUGAAGAAGAGGUGGAAGAAGAAUGGGAGGAGGAGGAAGAGGAAUUUGAAACAGAAACUGAAGACUCUGAGGGUGAAGAAAUGGAUGGGUCACUUGGAAAGGACAAUCUGAGAAACAGCCAGCCAGGCUUCCUUCAGAAAAUCAUGUUGUUCAUAGUUGGCUUGAAGAUCCUCUGUGAAAGUAUAUUCAAUACUGCUGGCAAAGUGGUGGCGGUGCUUCUGCUAGGACUAGCAGUAUUCAGUGCUGGACACUUAACUGCUCUCUAUCUGUACCAGCUGCCUUACAUUCAGUACCUUGUUCCCCCUGAGGACAUUUAUGUCAGGGAAGCUGAUGAGUACGUAGACGUGAAAAUGGAUAGUGAACUAUGGAUGACUUCAAAUGAAACUGACAAGGUGUCUUCUGCUUUGUGUGGAAGCUUGCAGGAUGUCUCUCUCUUGCAGUGUCAGAGCCGGAACAGCUGUGAUAUGAUUGCUUGCACCACUGAAGGAGACAGCAUUUUCCUGUCAGAAGAUACAAUACACCCGGCAAAUCCAACUGAUAAAGGAUAUGACAUUGAAGGAAAUGGAUCGAGUACCUUCUCAGCAUUGGCACAAUUCAUUAUGAAUCAGAGCUACAUCACUGCCCUGAUUGCCAUGAUGCAGCACAUGAUAGAAAAGCAAAGGCAGAGGAAAGAAGAAGAAUCGCUCAAGGAAGUGGCAGUAAAUGAAACUGAAAUAGAUCAACAGCACAAUAUCCUUCUGGAUAUCCUUGGAUCUCUGCUGAAGGGGAUGUUAGUGAAGUACUGGAUUUACUUCUGUGCGGUGAUGUUUUUUAUUGUCAGCUUCAAUGGCAAAGUGGCCCUGUACAAAAUUCUUUACAUUUUGCUUUUUCUGCUAAACGUUGCUUUGUACCAGGUUCAUUACAAGACAUGGAGACAGAUUCUAAAGGGCUUUUGGCUCACUGUUGUCUCUUAUUCAAUGGUGGUACUCAUUGCUAUCUAUUCCUAUCAGUUUGAGAUGGUUUCUGCAUUUUUCCUAAACACCUUGCAAAUAUCAGAAGAGAGAUUAAGAGAUAUGGGUCUUGAGCGAUUCAGCACUAUGGAGUUGUUCACAAGGAUUCUGCUUCCUGGUGCCUUUCUUCUGGCCUGUAUCCUUCAAUUGCAUUACUUCCAUGAUAAUUUCUUAGUGAUGACAGAUAUAAGCAGAAUUUCCAAAAGGCCAGCUUCUUCAUCUGGGAGACUGGCUGCUGAACAAUUACAGGAGCUGGAUCCAUCUGUGAACACUGUGGGGAAGAGUCAUCCUACUAAUUUGGAGGAAAACAUGAAUAAAUGGACAGAUGUGGUUGACAGUUUGGUGCCUCAUGUCCUGAAGUUCUUGACAACAGUUCAGUCAAUGCAAGCAUUUGCGUGGAGAGUUCUGGAGCUGCACAUCCUCAAGGUUACAUCUGUUUGGAUUGUCUGGAUCACUAUUCAGGAGGUGUCCUUGAUGAACUAUCUUUUCUUCAUUCUGUGGACCUUUUCUCUUCCAUAUGGGAAGCUUCGCCCUUAUGCUUCAAGAAUCAGUACAUGUUGGUCCUGCAUGAUGGUUAUCUGUAAAAUGAUAUACCAGCUGAAAUUUGUCAAGCCAAUGGAAUAUUCUUCCAACUGCACACAGCCACAUACAAGAGAGAAAGAUUUCAAUAAAUCAUUGCUGUACACUGCACCGGUUGACCCGGCGCGUUGGGUUGGAGGGUUCUUGAAGUGUAAUGACAAUGUACUUCCAUGUCUAAAGAGUCAUCUCACCAUCCUAAUCCUAAUGGCUCUUGAAGCAACUGUGCAUCGCCACCAAUGUUUCUACCGGAUACAGAACCAGUUGAUGUCACCUGCCACAGGGAGCCUUUUUCAUAACAUUGCUCGUGAGAAUUUGGAUGAUGGACUACUAAGUUGCAUCAAAUACUUUAUGAACUACAGUUUUUACAAAUUUGGACUAGAGACAUGUUUUGUAGCUGCCGUUAAUGUGAUUAGACAGCGCAUGGAUUUCUAUGCCCUUAUUCACGCCAGCUGGCUAAUUUACCUGUUGAGCUGCCAUCGGAGGAAGGCCAUAGCUGAAGUCUGGCCCAAAUACUGCUGCUUCCUUGCCAACAUAGUGGCUUUUCAGUAUCUGCUUUGCAUUGGUCUCCCACCUGCUCUCUGCCGAGAUUAUCCAUGGAGAACCUCCCAUUGGCUGCUCCACUCAAAUUUGAUUAAGUGGCUGUAUCUGCCUGAUUUUGCCAAAAGUCCUGAUGCAAAUUUCCUCCUGUAUGACUUCCUGCUUCUGCUCUUUGCCUCCCUCCAAUGGCAGGUGUUUGAGGAUGAGAAUAAACCUAUUGUGAGGAUGCAAGCUGGAGAUAAUGUAGAAAUCAGCCGAGAGCUCGAUCCGAUGGACCUCAAUGAGUACAGUCCAGUACCAAGCUUUAUCCAUUGCAGGUCUUACCUGGAUUUGUUGAAAGUGUUUGUGUUCAGAUAUCACUUCUGGCUUGUCCUUUGUCUUAUUUUUAUGACUGGGACAACAAGGAUUAACAUUUUUUGCGUGGGCUAUCUUGCGGCCUGUUUUUAUUUCAUGCUCUUUGGAGGAAGCCUUCAGCUGAGGCCAGUAAAAGAUAUCCUCAAACUAUGGGACUAUCUGAUUGCAUACACAGCUUUGGUCAUAACAGUGAAGAACCUCCUUGCUAUUGGAGCUUGUGCCUACCUUAAUAAAUUGCAAAGAAACCAUUGUUGGUUGAUUCAUACAUUUGGUAUGUUCUGCACAAUAUCAGGAUAUAAUGUCGAUCCACCUGAUGAUGAGAUAUGUGAACUGCCCGAGAAGGAUGCAGGGAUCAGUUGGGAUGCAAUAUGCUUUAUGUUUCUGCUGAUCCAGCGUCGGAUUUUCACAAGCUACUAUUACCUCUAUAUUGUAGCAGAUCUCAAGGCUGCUAAGAUCUUAGCUUCCAGAGGAGCACACCUAUUUGAAGUAAAACUGAAGAAAACGGUGGAUCUCAGGAUUGAAGAAGAGAGAAAAUCAAUGGAAACUAUGAAGAGGCAAAUGGACUUGAUGAAGCCAAAGCAGAAAAAGGUUAACGGCUUGGAGAAAAGAGCAACAGAAACAGAAACUAUGCGAGAAUUUGAAAGAGAGAAAGAUUCUGAAGAUGAUGGUAGCAAGAAAGAAAAUGAAGGCAAGAAGACAUGGUGGCAGCCCUGGGUGACUCACACAACAAUGAUUCGAGGUGGGAACUACUGCCUUUUUGAGACAGAUAGUGAGGAGGAAGAAGAGGAAGAACGAGUUGCUGAAAGAAAGGAAGAAGACGCCCUGAAGAAGAAGAGAACAGCAUUUCAGCUUGCAUAUGAAGCCUGGAUAACAAGUUCAAAAUCAGCUCUAAAAAUGAGAGAGCAAGAUGAAAUCAGAGCGCAAAAGAAAAAAGAGGAAGACAAGGAGGAAGAGAAGCAGAGUCAAUUGAAAGAAGCAGAAACCAAUGAAGACAAUUUGGAGGCAUCACACACUGGGGAAGAACUAGAUGAACCAGAAACUAUCGUGCAAAGAGUAAUCAACAUUGUCAAGUUUAUCUGGGUCUUUAUCCAAGCAUUGUUGGAUGAUACCACGGAAGCACUGAAUUCCCUGUGUAAAGGCGAUCUGGACAUAGCAAAUGUGCUGAGAACGGAAAAGUGUGUACUUUGGCGAGAGAUUAACAAGGGGAAAGAAGCCUCAGCAGACACUGUUCUUCAGUAUUAUAACUUCAAGGAAAGCCAGUCACAGUAUGGAGAAAAAUCUCCCAGUCUGAGGAUGUCUUCAUCAGACAUGGAAGAGCCAACAAAUUUCCCAUUUACUAGAGAUAAAGAAGCAGGCUGGCCUCUGAACAAAGUUCCUGCUGUGAUGACAGCCAGUGAACUGCUUCUGAUUAGGACUUUUCAUGACAAUGAACUGGAGCAGUCGGAUAAAUUUUACCAGCGUCUUCCCCGCCUCUUGAAGCUGGGAAUUGCUUUGUACAACACCAUGGAGUCUAAAUCGGAAAUGCUGUGUUAUUUUGUGAUCAUUCUAAAUCACAUGGUAUCUGCUUCCAUCCUCACUUUGGUUCUUCCUAUAUUGAUAUUUCUGUGGGCAAUGUUGUCCAUUCCAAGGCCUACAAAGUUCUUUUGGAUGACCGCCAUCAUUUACACUGAGAUAACAGUUGUGGUGAAGUGUUUUUCCCAGUUUGGAUUCUUUCCUUGGACCACUAAGAUAUAUUGUGCCCUCAAUGCCGAAGAGCCGUUUGUUUUGCCAAAUAUUGCUGGAAUCGAGAAGAAGGAUGGCUAUGUACAUUAUGAUCUGGUACAGCUACUGGCUUUGUUCUUCCAUAGGUAUAUCUUGAAGGGCUAUGGACUAUGGGAUUCUAAAGGUGUCAACAUACUGAACACCAAGGAAAAGAGUGGGAUGGAGAGACCAAAGAAGAAAGGGCACAGAGACCGUCUGAAGGAAGACAAAGCCCUAAAAGAGGCCAAGAAGAAAUGGAGCUGGUUCAGGAAAAAAACCACGGGCAGGAAGAGACUUACCAAGGAAACAUUAUACCAGCAGAUACUAAAGGCAAAGAAGUUGGUGAUUAAAAUUGCUCUGCAGAUCUACCGGCCUAUCAAACAAUUCUUUUAUGACAUUAUUCACCCUGAAUGCAGUCCAAUCUGCGAUGUUUAUGCCAUCAUGUUCCUAGUUGAUGUGAUUAACUUCAUUAUUGUCAUAUUUGGCUACUGGGCCUUUGGUAAACACUCAGCUGCUGCUGAUAUCACAGAGUCCCUUUCAGAAGAUCAGGUACCCGAAGCUUUCCUUGUGAUGCUCUUGAUACAGUUUGGGACAAUGAUCGUUGACCGGGCAAUCUACUUGAGAAAGAAUAUGUUUGGGAAAUGCGUUUUUCAAGUGGUUCUUGUCUUUGGCAUCCACUUUUGGAUGUUCUUCAUCUUGCCUGGAGUAACAGAAAGGAGGUUUAACCGGAAUUUGGUUGCUCAGCUGUGGUACUUGGUUAAGUGUAUUUAUUUUGGUUUGUCAGCAUAUCAAAUCAAGUGUGGCUACCCCAAGCGAGUCUUGGGCAACUUUCUGACUAAGAGAUACAACUGCAUAAACCUCUUCUUAUUCCAAGGAUUUCGACUGGUGCCUUUCUUGACUGAACUGAGGGCUGUCAUGGAUUGGGUUUGGACUGACACCACCCUCAGCCUGUCCAGCUGGAUUUGUGUAGAGGAUAUCUAUGCCAAUAUUUUUAUCAUGAAAUGCUGGAGGGAAUCUGAAAAGAAAUAUCCCCAACCUCCUGGGCAGAAGAAAAAAAAGAUUGUGAAAUAUGGGAUGGGAGGUUUCAUUGUCUUUGUACUCAUCUGCAUUGUGUGGUUCCCAUUGCUUCUUAUGUCACUGGUGAAGUCAGUGGCAGGAGUAACUAAUCAGCCUCUGGACGUAUCUGUCAAAAUUACCAUCAGUGGUUAUGAAUCCUUAUUUACCAUGAGUGCUCAGCAGCAAAACCUGGUUCCUUUCACUCAGGCAGCCUAUAAUGGACUCACCACGCAAUAUGCUCUUUAUCCUUCCGCCAUGCAGUUUAUAGUCAACUAUAAUCCCGAGGACAUUGUAGUGGCGAAAAUAAAAGGCAAUGCCAGUCUGCUAUGGAAUAUUAGUCCUGGAAGUCGGAAAGCGAUGAUAGCUGAACUCUCCAACUCUUCUGCAAUCUAUGUCAACUUCCACUGGACUAUUCUCAGAAAUGCGUCUCUUGUGAAGAAUACUGAAGCAUUAGGCAUACACACUGUGAGAUAUGAAGAGAAAGAAAUACGGGAGCAAGUCAUUGGAAUGCUGUGUGGGACCAGAAAAGACCCAGUAUUACUUCCUGGUGUAUUACCAAGAUAUGUGAGAGCAACUGGAGGAGCAGAAGCCAAAAUGGCACACAGAUUGCAGGUUGCCCAUUCUAGUCACCCAAAGGACAUUGACAAGAUGGCAUUUUUCAGAAACAUAACAAUAGAGUUGCAGCAGCUGCCUGACAAGAGCACUUCAAGCCAUGUGCCCGAAUGGUGGAUUGUUAAGGAGCAAAGACCUGGCUGCUUGGGAAAGGAAUGCAGUAAAAACAUAGAACUCUUUAUCUACAAUGAUAAGGCCAGCCCUUCCAGCCUGGGAUUCCUGGCAGCACAUGGCAUUGUUGGCCUCUACAUGUCUGUUGUUCUGGUCGUUGGAAAGUUCAUCCGAGAGUUUUUCAAUGGAAUUUCGCGUUCCAUCAUGUUUGAAGAGUUGCCAAAUGUGGACCGCAUCCUGAAACUCUGUACUGACAUCUUCCUGGCAAGGGAGGCGGGAGAACUUGAGCUGGAAGAGCAGCUCUUUGCCAAACUCAUCUUCUUGUACAGAUCUCCUGAAACAAUGAUUAAAUGGACCAGGGAAGCCAAGGACAAAUAGAACCAGGGCACUCAUCUAUUUAUCUGGGUAUUUGAGGAACAAAGGUGGCAUGUUAGAAUAUUCAUAUCAUUCAGGCAAAUUCAGUGCAAUAUUUUUACUAGUAUAAACCAGGCAUGGGCAAACUUCAGCCCUCAAGGUGUUUUGGACUUCAACUCCCACAAUUCCUAACAGCCCGUUAGGAAUUGUGGGAGCUGAUGUCCAAAACACCUGGAGGACCAA
Molecule: messenger RNA, 6666 nt
Organism: Anolis sagrei ordinatus
Lineage: Eukaryota; Metazoa; Chordata; Lepidosauria; Squamata; Anolidae
Source: RefSeq, a predicted model, not a curated record